Messenger RNA from Leptinotarsa decemlineata (Colorado potato beetle), 2581 nucleotides. It is a transcript of the gene Mtmr6, whose product is annotated as Myotubularin related protein 6. Lineage: Eukaryota; Metazoa; Arthropoda; Insecta; Coleoptera; Chrysomelidae. The record is from RefSeq and is a predicted model, not a curated record. Gene Ontology annotation, molecular function: phosphatidylinositol-3,5-bisphosphate phosphatase activity; metal ion binding; phosphatidylinositol-3-phosphate phosphatase activity. Gene Ontology annotation, cellular component: cytoplasm. Gene Ontology annotation, biological process: phosphatidylinositol dephosphorylation.
GUGUCAAUAAACAACGACAUCUGAGAGAGUUGUAAAUUGUGUCUUUAAUAAGUUGUUAACUUAAUGUCUAUUUGUUUAAUAAUUUACUUCAUGAAAGCAUAAUUGUUGAAGCAUUAGAAUACUAGCCAGAUACUGUGUGGAGUUCCCAAUUAUGGAACUCAUCAAAACACCAAAGGUAGAAAAUGUACGAAUGUUGGACAGAUAUUCGAAGACGCCCUCUCAAGGAACACUUUACCUGACAGCCACUCAUCUAAUUUUUGUUGAUCCUGAUGCCAAAAAAGAAACAUGGAUCCUCCAUAUGCACAUAGCCCACUUGGAAAAGCUCCCUCUUUCUACAACUGGUUCUCCUCUACUUAUCCGAACAAAAACAUUCCUCUCCGUUACUUUCGUGGUCCCGAAAGAAAGAGAUUGCCAUGACGUGUUUGUGAGCCUCCGACAGCUGUCCCAGCCUUUGAACGUAGAAGAAUUGUAUUGCUUCUCCUACACUCCUCCUGUCGAAGAGAUACAGAGGAGUGCUGGUUGGAAGUUCUAUGAUCUCCAGGCCGAGUACCAGCGGAUGGGGGUGCCCAACGAACAGUGGUGUCUUACCCAUCUGAAUAAAGAUUAUGAUCUCUGCGAUACAUAUCCAAAACUCCUGUACGUGCCCCUCUUGGCUGGGACCUCCACUUUGAUGGGCAGUUCUAAGUUCAGGUCAAAGGGUCGCCUACCAGUUUUGUCCUAUCUGUACAACAACAAAGCUAGCAUAAGCAGGUGCAGCCAGCCGUUAUCUGGUUUCAGCGCCAGGUGCUUGGAAGACGAAAGGAUGCUCAAUCACGUGCUCAAGACUAAUCCUAAUGCUACUUUUAUGUUUGUGGUGGAUACCAGACCGAAGAUCAAUGCUAUGGCCAACAGAGCAGCAGGGAAAGGUUAUGAGAAUGAAGCUUUUUAUGAGAAUAUAAAGUUCCACUUUCUGGGCAUUGAAAAUAUCCAUGUGAUGCGUAACAGUCUUUCAAAGGUUAUCGAAACUUGCGAACAAAGAAACCCCACAAUGACUAGUUUCCUGAGCGGCUUAGAAUCGAGUGGGUGGUUACGCCACAUCAAAUCUGUACUGGAUACGUCGCAGUUUAUAUCCAGCGCCCUGGUAGAUGGUAUCAGUGUGAUGGUACACUGUUCCGACGGCUGGGACAGGACUGCUCAAGUGUGCUCUCUAGCUUCCAUCCUGUUGGAUCCGUUUUACAGGACCAUUUCGGGAUAUCAAAUUUUGAUCGAGAAAGACUGGCUGUCUUUUGGUCACAAGUUUUCCGAAAGGUGCGGUCACAUUCAGACUGAAAAUAAAGAGAUCUCUCCCAUCUUCACCCAGCUGUUGGACGCUACUUGGCAACUGAUGCAGCAGUUCCCCAUGUCGUUCCAGUUCAACGAAACGUUCCUCUACACCCUGCAUGACCAUAUACAUUCCUGCCAGUUUGGCACUUUAUCAGAAAGGACUUAUUCCUUGUGGGGAUACAUGGCGAAUCAUUUGAGCGAGUACCUGAAUCCUUUGUAUAAUUCCGAAGAAACACCUUCUGUUUUGGUCCCAAAUUUGAUACCUCAGAAUAUCAAAUUUUGGAGUGGUAUGUACUGUCGUUUCGAAAGUGGAGUACACCCUAGAGAACCCCAGGCUGAUAUGCUGCUGGCAACAUCAGAUUACACUUCUUCCUUGGACGACCAUGUCAAAUAUUUAACAAAGAAACUCUCGAACGUCAAAUCGAUGAUUUCCCGCACCGUAAGCAAAAAGAAGCCCAAACCGAAGCGCGACCAGCUCUGCAAUAACGUCUACCUCGACAACAAGCUACUGUACGAGAAGGCCACCUCGAGGGAGAUGCGCAGCGCCGAUCACGACCACCCUUUAAUAGCCGCACACAAUAAACCGACCUGCGCGGUCGACACGGUAGCGCACAACGACGAACACCGAGUCAUCGGCGAAAUGACGAACUUGGAGCUGCUGGCUUCGGAAGUUGAUUCGGUGGCCAUAGACUGGAAGCCGAUGCGGAAUGCGAGCGAAUGCAGUUGUUCGUUGGCGUUGGACCAGUUCAGCAAGAAGAUGCACUGCCGCAAAUGUGGCGACAUCUUCUGCCAGAGAUGCAUAUCAAAGAGCGUGCCUCUCCCAGGUCAUUUAUCCCAGAGAGCUGUUCCAGUAUGCAAACCGUGCCACGAAAGUAUAACAAACGGUAGCGAGACCUAGCGCAUACCUUCACCCUAGGCUUAGUUGCAAUGAGAUGUGAUUUUUUUUAUUUGGACACUGGUUUGAUCGGCAUAAAUGUAAAGCCUGUUAUUCGUUUGUUUAUUGAUGAGAAUGUGUCUCGAGUUGAAAAGCUCAAUGUUGCGGUACCUGCUUGUUAUUUGUUAUACUUUACAUUUAUAUUGAACUGACUAUAUGCCCGUUUUUUAUUAUUUUUUGCCUGCUCGAUUUAGAUGUGAAUUAUUCGUGCCCUGCACCAGAUCGGAUGAGUAGCUCUGCAGCCAGCGCAAAUUAGAAGAAAAUCAAUUUUUGUUUUUUUCAUAUUUUUUAGGCCUAUAAGAAGAACAAAGUUAUGUAUUUGGAAAGUAUAUUCAAAUGUCAACU